UCUCUCAUCCGUUGCGCGCACUCCUCGCCUAGGACUAUUUUAACUGCCUGCCCUACGUUCCGUUUCUCUCCCUCUCCUCUGCGCCAAGCCACGCUUUCAUCAUCAUUUAUUUAGUCGGUAAUGCUGCUUCUAUCUGACGUCACGCUUCGACUUAGUCGCCAGCUCUGGCCUCCGCUUGUCGCUCCUCCGAGUGGUUUUCGGCGGCAGAGGAUAGGAGAGGAGCGGCGGCUGCUUUUCUGGAGAUGCGGGCGCCGGACUCCCACUGCCAGCGUUGUCGCGCACUUCAUUUGAGCUAAAAGGGGCCGAGGCAAGGAGCCCCUCCAUCGGGGGCUGCCCAGAGUAGUUUACCGCGAUGAACCUGCACUCGGGGCGGGCGGCUGUGGCCAUGAUGCGGAUGAUGGGCUGUAAUAACGGGCGCUUUGCGCGGUAUUUUCUCCACAGCGACUGCGUGGUUGACGAGAAGACGGUGGUCUUGACCAAGAAGGAGAAUGAAGGCUUCGGCUUCGUGCUGCGAGGGGCCAAAGCGGACACGCCCAUCGAGGAGUUUACUCCCACCCCUGCCUUCCCAGCCCUCCAAUACCUGGAGUCGGUGGAUGAGGGAGGAGUGGCCUGGCAGGCGGGGCUAAGGACCGGGGACUUCCUCAUCGAGGUGAACCAAGAGAAUGUGGUGAAGGUGGGCCACAGGCAGGUGGUCAACAUGAUCCGUCAUGCAGGGAACAGCCUCAUCAUCAAAGUGGUAACGGUCAGCAGGAAUAUGGACCCUGAGGAUACCGCACGUAAAAAAGCCCCCGCACCGCCAAAGAGAGCCCCCACCACCGCCCUGUCUAUGCGCUCCAAGUCUAUGACCUCUGAACUGGAAGAACUAGAUAAAGUGGACGAGGUGUCACCUUCCCAGAAAACCGUGGACAUGAAGGUGGCCACCAUUAAGCCACGCCCCUCCAGCCGCUGUUUGGUCACGCCUACUGACAUGAAUUCCAUGUACGACCGCCAGGGUGGAGUGGCAGUGGUACCACCCACUGUGCCAGGCAGUCCUAGAAGGGGGGCAUUCCUGGGCAUUCUUGCCAAGGGUGGCACCAUGAGGAGACAGAAGUCCAUAGGUAUAACAGAAGAGAAGGCGCUCCUCUCCCCUCCCCCACUCAAGUUCACCCGCAGCCUCUCCAUGCCCGACACGUCCGAAGACAUUCCCCCUCCCCCGGCCAUCUCCCCCCCAUCUCCCCCCUCCUCCUACAACUCUCCCUCUGUCUCCCCCAUGCCAAGGGGCUACGGCACCACCCGACCGGGCCUCACCCUCAACUCCGCUGGAAAAUGUUCCAACGCCAUUACCCUUGGCAACCGCAUGGUAGAUGUAGGGACGCUAAGGCGAGGUUAUCACCGCCAGAGCUCAGAACAGUACGAUAGUAGAAGCCGAGGACGGGCGCACGUGCCCGAGAACCCGUACUCGGAGGUGGGCAACAAGGCGCUGUACGUGCCCGCCAAGCCGGCGAGAAGGAAGGGCAUGCUGGUCAAGCAGCCCAAUGUGGAGGACAGCCCAGAGAAGACCUGCUGCACCCCGCCCUCAGGUGCCGUUUCCAUGCCGACCACACCCACUGAUAGGACCUUCUCGUCCAUUCCCAUCCCCACCAUCAUUGUCAAGGAGCCUUCCACCAGUAGCAGUGGAAAGAGCAGCCAGGGCAGCAGUAUGGAGAUUGAACCAACCACGCCCGAACACCCACCCUUAACGCCUAGGGCAGGGGGCAGGGGGCUAAGGCCUGAAGACCCCAUAGUCAACAACCCCUUUGCGGCUGCCAUCGCAGGGGCAGUGAGGGACCGGGAGAAGAGGCUGGAGGCGCGGAGGAACUCACCUGGCUUCCUCUCUACCGAUAUGGGAGAUGAGGACUUGGGAGACCCCACCCCGGCCCCGCGGCUACGCCAGUCCAAGUCCAUUGACGAGGGGAUGUUCAGCAACGACGAGCACCUGCGGAGGAUAAUGGCACCCCUGCCGGCCUCCACCCUGCUGCUGUCCCAAGAAGGGGGUGACCGUGGCGGUAACGUGACAGACUUCAACACCCCUGAGCCCACCCAGGUGGUGAGGGAGCCUCUGACCGCACGUACCGGCCAGUACCCCAACCUGGACAGCCCCGUCAGUCUCCCGGACAGCCCCGUCAGUCUCCCGGCCACCACGCCCAAGACCUACAGCACAAACGGAGGAUGGGGCUACCUGCACCCCGUCACGGGUAAUGCCCUGGAACCUAACUCGCCCCUCGCCCUAGCGCUGGCAGCCCGGGACAGAGCCAUGAAAGAGCAGACACAAACGACCAUGGCAACGCAAGCCCCACCCCCUUCUCAACCUCAACCGCACCCCAAGAGCGACACCCCCCAGUCCCUCCCCCCCAACCCCCACAAACCUGGCCUCAAUCAGCCCCUCUUCAUCGAUACCAAGCUCCGCUCCAGCAUUGAGCCGGGCUUCGCCAACUCCACGACAACCCUGGGGCGAGGCAUAGGGGGGGACCUGAAGAGUCAUAUGACGGAGCAGAAGUACGAGUCUGACAGAGAGAGGGAGGAGAGGCAGCAGGCGGCUGAGGAUGGGAAGGGCAUACAGAUCGACGUUGUGGACACGUCACAAACGCAGAAAGUGGCCGGUCUGCUAAUGGUGCACUCCAAAAACAGCCCAGAGGAGGAAGAAAGGGGGCAGGAGAACACACCAGCCCAGGACAACAGCAUCCCCAGCGAACUGAGAGACCCCAACCAGCCAAACACCCCCACCAACAGCCACAGUACCAAGCCCUUGCCCCCCGUGCCACGGGGGAAGACCAUCACGGCCGGGGGUUCGGUCGACGAGCCAGUCAAGCUGUCCUUCCGCAUGCCCCCUCCCCCGCUGGCCUCGGUGGACAUUGAGGAGGUGGAGGAGUUUGUCUUCUCCGAGCCCCUGCCGCCACCGCUGGAGUUCGCCAACAGCAUCGACAUCCCUGAGGACCAGGCAACGACCAUCGCUGAGUUGCUCAAGCAACGGGACCAAGAGAGACGCAACGGGAUGGGAACCAGGGGGCCACAUCCGCCCCCCUACUACACUCACGCCCCGACCCCUGUCGGCCAGUACAGACGAGGGAGCGGGGUGUCCAAUUGCAUGCCCCCACCCUUCUAUCCCCCUCCGCCCCCCGACGGUGGCUUUGAGAAAGGUGUCACUGACUCAAGCAUCGAGGAGGUAGACAGUCGCAGAAGUGGAGACCCCCAUGUAGAGACUACCAGCACCAUUUCCACAGUUUCAAGCAUCUCUGUACUGUCGUCAGAGGGAGGGUACAACAGCGCCCUGGAGAACACUUCUAUGGUUUAUACUGACGGCCAGGCUUACCUCGACGACCGACCCCCCGUUCCCCCCAAGCCCAAAAACAAGCCAGUCAUCGAAAAGAACCCUGCACUUUACCACAACGUCCUCAUGGAGGAAUCCCUGGACUCCUUCGAGGCGCCCCCUCCUGUCCCUCCCCCUCCACCCGGGUCUAUAUCUCCCACAGAACUCCCCAGGACUCCCCCCCAUCGGUCGUCCAAGCUGUGGGGCGAGCCCCCGGAGCUAAGGAGCCCACCCAUGCCCGACCCCAAAGCCACGGUUAUCAACGAGCUGAGCUCCAUCUUAUCACAGAUGCACCGGCCCAAACCGGGGGACUCCCUGGACUCACCCACCAAAGGGGCCAGGGGCGGCUUUGGAACCAGCUCUCCAGCCACAGGAAGCCAGCGGAACUCCAGCGUGUCUUUCAGCCUGCCCCCCUCCUCCUGCACCCCUCCUUCCAGCCUGCCCCCUCACCUCUGCAGCCCCCCGGACACCUCGUCCCUCUCCUCGCCCCCCUGCCCCUCUUCUUUAACCCACUCUUCCUCACACAGCCUUAGCGACCUUUUCAGCCUGCCCACCCUGCCCAUGGAGAGUGUGAGAGGCAUCGGCAGCAUGGGCGGUAGCCUUGGUGAAGGAUCCUCGUGCGGUGGCUCGCGCUCCCCCUCGCCGCUCACCCUAAUGCAGGCCAUAGCCACCUCGGGCAAGCCCUUUGCCUCCAAGCCCGUGGAGCUGUGGAGCAAGCUGGACGUGGCCGACUGGCUGGACAGCCUGAAUCUGUCGGAGCAUAAAGACGCCUUCCUGGACAACGAGAUCGAGGGCGCCCACCUACCUUCGCUACAGAAAGAAGAUCUGAUUGACCUGGGGGUGACGCGGGUGGGCCACCGCAUGAACAUCGAGAGGGCCCUCAAAAUGCUGCAGGACAGAUAAAGCCAGGGGGUGUGGAUUUAUCUGGAACACUCUCUCUCCUACCUGUUUUCCUUCUCAGUCUUGGAAAGUCUUGGACGAUUUAGGAAUCGGCCUCUGACUAUUCCCUUCCUGCCUCGCCUCUGUGGCAUGUUUGUGUUUGAUCACUCCCAUUCUGCUUCCCGAGUAUCAGGGGAUGUCGGAAUCCUGGAGGAACUGCUGGGCAUAGCCUGGAGAAAGGUGGCGUUCCCGAAUCCAAAAUGGAGAAAGAGUGGAAAAAAUCCUGCAUCUUUUUAGGGAUGCUCACAAUACAAAAGACCACACUUUGGAAUACUCUUGAAACGUAGCCCUCAAACACUUUGAAAUACUGAUAGAAAUCAGUAUUGGAAUACUCAAUCCUUUUUCAAGCUCCCCCAGCGCGGGUGUUUGAAACCAGCUGAGCUGGUUGGCACUCCUUUUCUAUCUUUGCUAGAGUUUCUUCAGAGAAUAUUUCUUCACUAGAGUAAAACCGUGGGUUAUGUUUAUGAAUGCAUCUGACGUUGUAGAGACAUUUGAAAAACAGACAUUUGAAAAACAUUAGAAAUGAGAACCUUUGCAGAAAUGUUUAGCUGAAUCCUAAACCAUAUCAUUUGCUACACACACACACACACACACACACACACACACACACACACACACACACACACACACACACACACACACACACACACACACACACACACACACACACACACACACACACACACACACACACACACACACACACACACACGGCCUUCUCCUGAGGGGGAGAAACAUGAUGAUGUGUUAGUCACUCUAAUGCAUGGCUGGAGGGGCUCCACUGUAGCAGGCACCACUGUCCCCUUCACAUCCCUGUUCACUGUGUAUGGUAUGUGUAUUUGCAUUUUGUCAGAGACAUGUUUGUGAUGUACGUGUGUGUGUGUGCGCAUGCUGUGGGAGGUUUGUUAAAUGUGUUGUAGAAAGACAUGAGUGAGAGUGCAAGGCCUAGAUUCUGUCAGCCUAUUCAAGGUGUAUAUUGCAUCUCACAUUCCAGUGUUUGAACUUGUAAACAGGGCUCCAUGGGAUUUAUCUUAAUGCAACUCCGUGCAGCCAAUGGCAAUGUCCGUUUUAGGUAUAAUGCUGGGAGCCGCUUGUGGAUUUGACAGCUCUAACACAGUUCCACCUCCGACACCGCAAAAAGAACAGCUACGCGGGUGUUGGAUGGCAUGAAUCUGAUAGAAUCUAGCCCUAAGUGUUGGCAUCAUGUGUGUUGUCAUCGUCUUCCACACACUUGACAGCGACCCCGACAGGAGUGGGAUGCAACCUCCCUACACCCUACCGCCCAACCGCCCAAUCUCCCUUCAGGCCUAUAACAGAAAUAAUCCACCUAUCACAACAAUUUGGGGAAACACAAUUUUCUGCCACAAUAUCGCCAUCUCUCCUCUUUGUUCAGCCAUCUUUAAUCAUUUCUAGUUAUUAAGUGAUUCCUUUCGCAAAUCAAACAUUGUUUUUAUAUAUCAGUACCAGUGUGUGCUGUUGUGGUAUAGGUAAGGGCUGUAUUUUCUUUGGUUGACAUAAUGAUUCUCGGCGAGAAUUUGAAGACGCCCACUUUGAAAGGAUGAGAGCAAAACGGACGUUACUUUGUGGUCUCUGUUAACGUAGGACACUGUGGUUGACUGUGUGCUUGUUUUUAGACAGCUCACCUACAGUAUACUGUGUAGUGCAGGGGCGAAGAAUAAUAGGAAUAAUAGGAAUUCACUCAAAACUCAAAAAUGUGUGUUCCUGAGUGGCGCAGCGGUCUAAGGCACUCCAUCUGAAUCCAGGCUGCAUCACAUCCGGCUGUGAUUGGGAGUCCCAUAGGGCGGCGCACAAUUGUCCCAGCCUCGUCCGGGUUAGGCUGGGGUAGGCCGUCAUUGUAAAUAAGAAUUUGUUCUUAAAUGACUUGCCUAGUUAAAUAAGGUUACAUUAAAAAAAUAUAUAUAAUAAUAAUAAUAAAUCUACUACCCAGACAUUCACACAAUCACCGAAGAGGAUUAAAAAAAAAAAACGUUUACAAAGUUUGUGUAUAAUCAGUGCUUGCAUCGCCGAUGAAUCACAAAACGUAAUUAUUGACAAGAAGAGGUGUUAAUCCUAUCUGGUGUUUCCAGAGGGAAGAAAAUAGGUGUGACACAGCAGCACUGACCGAGCAGGCUUUAAAUGAUGCAUUUGGUCCCUGUUAAUUUGAGAAUGAGAGGGAGAGUCCUCAGUAACACUUUACUUAAGCAUGCAGGUAUAACCAUUCUUUAAGGCUUGCUUAUAAAACGUUAUAACGUAUUAUUACUACAGGCUUCAAGUAAAGUGUUACUGAGUCAUUUUCUCAACACCAGUGAUAAGCUCUCACACCAAUGAGCAGGUAGAACAAGCUUAUCUUCUAAUCAGAAAUCCCAUCUGACAGCCAAUCAAUUGUCUCCAUCCCUUUUCUUGAAACACCAUUACUUCAAUGUUAAUAUGAGAACUGCUGAUACGUGAGUACCCAAGUGUUGGGUGGCAUUGGUUUUACGUAAAUUGAAUAUAUUUGUUGCUUUGAAUGUGUAUAAAGGAAUGAUUUAAAGAAAAGAGUACAUCUAUAGAAUAAUGAUAUGUAUAAUAUUUCUAAAAGGUUUAGAGAGAGAGUUUCUAUGAAAGAAUAUGACCAUUGCAUCCACCCUCAGAACUUAUUUCCUUGUCACUUUAUCCCUGUUUUGUGUUUGGAUAUUGCCUCGAAUAGCUCAUUAUUCUCUACAUAGUGCCCCAUUUCUGGCCUUUCUGCCUCUGAACUAGAUUAUAACUACCCCAUAAUGCACUGCAAAGAGAAGUGUGGAAGCCAUGUAUUCUACUGUACCCAGAUCACCUAUAUAUUAUAACAUAUCACUAAAACGUGAACAGUAUGUGUGAUCAUUUGAUACAUUAUCCAUGAUUCUAUCAGUUCACAGGGAUGUUCUAUGAACAUAACCAUGAUUGUUUGGAUUGUCUGCAAUUUAGGGUCUCCUGUUGGACCAAACAAAAAGCUCCCUUGGUGAGAUUCCUUUCUCUCACUCCCUGUCCCUGUGUGCAACUGUAUGAUGGUGAAGGGAAGACAAAGGGAUGAUUUUUUUUAAAAAAAAGAAGAAAAAAAAUGAAUACCAGGCUGACAGAAAGAGAGGACCUGCAGGAGUUAACGCUGCUAUAAUCCAUUCAUUAUUUUAAAAGAAACAACAAAAGAGUGACAUAGAAAAGAAGCACAGUAUUUUUUAUGAUUAUAUAGAAUUAUAUGGAAUUUUCUAAAAGACAUUUGUAGAAAAAUGUUCAACUCUGAAGUGUGGUUUGCCAAAAAUCAUUUUUUUAAAUAUAUAUAUAUAUAUAUAUUAUAUAUAAAUAUUAAUUAAUAGAAAUUAAUAUUAUCAGAUUUAUGAGGAAACUAAGAAGCAAUAUUUUUACUGAAUGGAUCUCCUUGGAUGUGGUUUUUCCCAGUCUUAAGAUGAGCUAUCAUGAUAUAUCAUCACCUGUUGAUGUUAUGAACACUGAUAGCUGGAGUGGACAGAAGAUAUUUGUCCAAUCAAAAUGUAUUUUAUAUACUAUCCUCUGGCCAUCACCUGCCUAUCUUCAAUAUUGUAAUUUUUGACAAUUUCAAUCACUUAGUCUGUGUAUAAUGUGUGUAUAAAUGACUGAAACGCUUUAAAUGUAUACAUAAGCUCACAGUUCACUGGAUCGAAAACUGUCCCGAUGACACUUUUAUGCUCAACUUACAUAGACAUGUACAAAAAAAGACUAGUUGUGACUGUUGACUUCAUGGAGAAAAAAAAACAUAUCACUAAGCUAAUUUAUUUGCAGAAUUAUAGAACUGAAUAGUCGUAUUAAGAUGCUAUACAAACCAUCACUGUGUGACUAUAAGGCUAUGCUACAUAAGGACUGGCAUGGCUCACUAUCAUCACUACCAUCACAACACAGUCCUUCACUUACCCAUCGGCAACUAUUUUGAUACUUUUGUUAUUUUCUCUUAUGGUUGAAUUUUUUUAUUUUAUUUUUUAUUCUACAUAAUUACAAAGACGUUUCCGGCUCUUUUGUGUAUAUUUGUGUUCAUGUUCCAUAUGUUGUAAUUCUGCAUACUUAGAGUCGACUAUCUAAUUAUCAAAAUGAAAAAGAAAGAGAAGUUCCUUGUAACUACACUCUUCCUUCCCCCCAAAUCCUCAAUACUUCUUGUAUGGCAACCAAACAAAAGUUACUGUAAGAAAUAAAUAUAACAUUGCACUA
Messenger RNA from Oncorhynchus masou masou (cherry salmon), 8452 nucleotides. RefSeq names its product SH3 and multiple ankyrin repeat domains protein 2-like. Gene Ontology annotation, molecular function: synaptic receptor adaptor activity; ionotropic glutamate receptor binding. The record is from RefSeq and is a predicted model, not a curated record. NCBI's taxonomy places the organism in Eukaryota, Metazoa, Chordata, Actinopteri, Salmoniformes, Salmonidae. The coding region runs from base 353 to 4228 and encodes 1291 amino acids. Gene Ontology annotation, cellular component: postsynaptic density; dendritic spine; postsynaptic membrane. The transcript has 8 exons.